GCCCAACGAGUCCACCUAUCGUCUUCGUGAUGCCGCCUUCACACCGAGAAUGCAACAACAAGCGCUACUUCUAGGUCCAACGCGGUCGCACCUUGCAUUUUGCUUUAUACCUGUCUACUUUUGUACUAUACUAGCUCUUUAUCUCCCCUUCUGUAAGCUGACCUAGAAGGAGCAGGAAAAUUGGUUGCUGCACUCCCAUCAGGCUGCCGCAUUAAGCCUUAUUUCGUUUCCACUGCGCGCCCAUCAGACACCCACAUGAGUCGAUGCGUCUUCUCAGGUACGAAGACGAUGGCCGCCUUACGAUCACUAGCUUCGACGACGACGCGAUACCUCGAUAUGCGAUACUUUCACACACCUGGGGGGCAGAUACAGAGGAGGUGACUUUCGCGGAACUUGCACAAGGCGAGGGUAAGCACAAGUCUGGCUACAAGAAGAUUUGCUUUUGUGGAGAGCAAGCGCAGCAAGAUGGUCUGCAGUACUUCUGGGUUGACACAUGCUGCAUCGACAAGUCAGACAAGGCUGAGCUUUCUUUUGCUAUCCAGUCCAUGUUUCGCUGGUACCAAAACGCGACGAAGUGCUAUGUAUACCUAUCAGACCUCAGUUGGGAGUCAGCCUUCAAGUCAAGUCGAUGGUUCACGCGUGGCUGGACACUUCAAGAGCUUCUCGCACCAAACAUUAUCACCGGUAUCCCAUGCGAAGCACUCGACGGAGCUCCUCUUUCCCGCUUUAGCGUUGACGAGCGGCUGCGGUGGAAGGGCGACAGAGAGACUAAACGCGAAGAAGACGCGUGGUACUCACUAGCGGGCAUCUUCGAUGUCGAGAUAGCGCCAGCUUACAGUGAAGGGGCGGCCAGCGCAUUUAAACGUCUAAAGGGCGAGAUCGACAAGCUCGAAAUAUGCAUUCGAGACAUACGCAACACGGAUCCGCGUCACGAUAAGCAGCGCAUCGAGGAUACAAAGGGCGGGCUGCUAGCGGACUCCUACCGCUGGGUUCUGGACAACACUGCCUUCCAGCAAUGGCGAGAGCAGCCAAACAGCCGACUGUUGUGGGUAAAAGGCGAUCCUGGUAAAGGCAAGACGAUGCUCCUCUGCGGCAUCAUUAACGAGCUGCAAAGUUCGAUGCCUCAAAGUGCCCUACUGUCGUACUUUUUCUGUCAAGCGACCGACGCGCGCAUCAACAGCGCCACAGCUGUUCUGCGAGGACUGUUGCACAUGCUCGUUACUCAACAACCAUCGCUUGCAUCGCACAUCCGCAAGAAGCACGACCACGGCGGCAAAGCCAUGUUUGAAGAUGCGAACGCCUGGGUAGUCUUAGUAGAGAUCUUCAAGGCUGUGCUCCAAGAUCCAAGUCUAAGGAUGUCGUACCUAAUCGUCGACGCGCUAGACGAAUGCGUCACUAAUCUGCUAAAACUGCUAGAAUUUAUCGCCAAGCAGUCAUCUGCGUCUUCUCGCGUUAAGUGGAUUGUUUCCAGCCGUAAUUGGCUAGAUAUUAAAGCACAACUAGAGCAAACAGGAUACAAAGUAAAGCUAAGUCUUGAGCUAAACGCGCACUCAUGGAAGGUGGAUCACCUAGCGCAGGAAAAGGGGUACAAGGCAGAGGUCCGGCACGCCGUGCUCCAGCACCUAAGGUUAAACGCUAAUGACACCUUCCUCUGGGUAGCGUUAGUGUGCCAGGACCUGAAAACGACACCAAAGUGGAACGUGUUGAACAAGCUAGCCCUAUUCCCGCCUAAGCUAGACUCCCUAUACAAGCGGAUGAUGGACCAGAUAAGCGAGUCCGACGGCGCCAAGAUCUGCCGGCAGGUACUAGCUUCAACUGCGAUUCUAUAUCGACCUAUUGCGGUCCCUGAACUAGUUGCGCUUGUAGAGCAGCUUGAGGAUUUAGAUGACCUAGAGUCGGUGCGGGAGAUUGUCAGCUUAUGUGGGUCAUUUCUCACCCUGCGAGAGGAUAUAGUCUACUUUGUGCAUCAGUCCGCAAAGGACUUCCUCUUUGCAAAGGCUUAUAACGAAGUGUUUCUAGACGGAAGCGAAGCCGUUCAUCAGACAAUGUUCUUAAGGUCGCUAGCGGUGCUCUCUAGGACGCUCCACAGGGACAUGUACAAUUUGGAAGCGCCAGGAUAUCCUAUCAAGAACGUCAAACUACCCAAAGCAGACCCAUUGACAGUGUCACGGUACCCUGUCGGUGGCCUGGAAGCUGUAGACGUUGUCGAUAACUUUCUAAGAAAGAAGUUUCUCUACUGGCUAGAAGGGCUUAGUCUGUGCAGGGGCGUAGAGAACGGUGUGGCAUCAAUGAAAAAACUGUGGUCGUUAGUGCAGGAGAUGCGUGACCAAGACAGACUUACUCUACUUGUUCAAGACGCAUGGCGAUUCAUCAUGUACCACAAAGGGGCAAUCGAGGGCUACCCUCUUCAGACCUAUGUAUCCGCACUCCUGUUCAGUCCAACAGGUAGUCUCAUCAGACAGCUGUUCCAGCACGAAGAGCCAAAAACAAUCAGUAUUAGACCAGCUCUGAGCGACGGGUGGAGCGCGUGCCUGCAGACGCUCGAGGGCCAUGGCGAUUGGGUCACCUCAGUGGCCUUCUCCCCCGACUCGGCGAGGCUGGCGUCGGCGUCCUGGGACUCAACCGUCAAGAUCUGGGAUGCGAGCAGCGGCGCGUGCCUGCAGACGCUCGAGGGCCAUGGCAGUACUGUCCGCUCGGCUGAUCUUAUCUCUAUCCUUGCGUCGUUACACCCUUAUAAGACUGUAACAGAACCCCAGAAACCUGUCUUUCAUGGAGUAACGAUCAGUCUAAAUUAUACCUGGAUUUCUAAUAAUGCUCAAAACAUGUUGUGGCUCCCUACGGAGUAUCGACCAGCGUGCUCAGCUGUGUCAGGCAGAUGUGUUGGCAUAGGUACAGGAUCAGGAAAGGUUUGGUUCUGUCGCUUUCUGUGA
This is a messenger RNA of Paraphaeosphaeria sporulosa, 2930 nucleotides long. Its product is annotated as HET-domain-containing protein. Bases 264 to 2930 code for a protein of 888 amino acids. Gene Ontology annotation, molecular function: protein binding. NCBI's taxonomy places the organism in Eukaryota, Fungi, Ascomycota, Dothideomycetes, Pleosporales, Didymosphaeriaceae. The record is from RefSeq and is a predicted model, not a curated record. The transcript is spliced from 6 exons.